UGCAAUACGAAAAACAAAAGGAGGAAGCAACUUGAGGAAAGCGUGCUUAGAUUGGAUCUCCGGCGAUACGACGGCGUUUCUCGAUGUCGGAAUCGGAGACGCCUCUCCGGCGAGCGAGUGCGCCUCUGCUAUACAAGCAGAAUUCGUGGUCGCCUGACAUCCUCCGCGACGAGGCGUGGGCGAAUCGCCGGAUUAAUCAGCGCCUCCGGCGCGGCCGCAGCGUCACCGAAGACGACCUGGAUGAGCUCCGGGGAUGCCUCGACUUAGGAUUCGACUUCGACUCGCCGGUUUUGGAUCCGAAGCUCUCUUCGACUUUCCCUGCGCUUCCGUUCUACUACGCGGUGAACAAGCGGUGUUCCAAUUCCCUGCCUCGAUCUGCUUCGUCGUUGUUCUCCGAUUCCGAAACUGCUUCUUCCUUCGCCGGAAGUCCUCCUUCGAUUAUCGAUCCAGGCGAAGAACCGAAGAUGGUGAAGGCGAGGCUUAGGCAAUGGGCACAGUUAGUGGCGUGUUCGGUUCGCCAAUUUUCGCCUAACUGAUGACGCAAUACAAUGGCUGCUGCUGAUUCACGACUUGGUAAGCCUCAAAACCAGAAAGCCAAACACACUCCACAAUUCUUCCUCUGCCCAACUCUUUCUUGUUGACAUCGCAACUUCUGGUAACUUUUUCUUUUUUGUUCUUCUGCUGCUGAUUUCAGUGGUUGAAAUUUGUACAAGUUUUGAUCCAAAAUCUGAACUUGUUGUAAUUAUAAUAUUCACAGAUUUCUGCUUCU
This is a messenger RNA of Andrographis paniculata, 769 nucleotides long. RefSeq lists its product as uncharacterized. The record is from RefSeq and is a predicted model, not a curated record. NCBI's taxonomy places the organism in Eukaryota, Viridiplantae, Streptophyta, Magnoliopsida, Lamiales, Acanthaceae. The transcript is spliced from 2 exons. Bases 84 to 536 code for a protein of 150 amino acids.